CUCGCCGAGCAUUUCCAAGUUGACUGUCUCCCGCAUGCUCUCCAUGACCGACGGGCAGAUAUUGCUCCAGUAUUGAUCUGUACCAGAACGUGACACCUUUACCGAUAGAUAGAGUCACUUAGACGGCGGACAUGGGGCGGAAAGCGACCCUCGCGACGUGCUCCUUGAACCAGUGGGCUUUGGACUUUGAAGGGAACCUGGAGCGGAUCCUGAAGAGCAUUGAGAUCGCCAAAGCUCACGGCGCCAAAUACAGACUGGGCCCGGAGCUGGAGAUCUGCGGUUAUGGCUGCGCAGACCACUUCUAUGAGUCGGACACGUUGCUCCACAGCUUUCAGGUCCUUGGGAAGCUUCUAGAGUCUCCUGUCUGCCAGGACAUCAUCUGUGACGUGGGCAUGCCCAUCAUGCAUCAUAAUGUGCGCUACAACUGUCGGGUCCUUUUCCUUAACAGAAAGAUACUGCUGAUCAGACCUAAGAUGCUGAUGGCCAACUACGGGGUCUACAGAGAGCUGCGCUGGUUCUCACCUUGGAAGCAUUUAAGGCAGGUGGAGGAGUAUUUUCUACCCCGAAUAAUCCAGGAGGUAACAGGACAGGACACAGUCCCUUUCGGCGACUGUGUGCUGUCCACAAAGGACACCUGCAUCGGCACUGAGAUAUGCGCGGAGCUGUGGAACCCCAGAAGCCCACACAUUCAGAUGGGUCUGGACGGGGUUGAAAUAUUUACAAAUUCGUCCGCCAGCCACCAUGAGCUCCGCAAAGCUGACCUAAGAGUCGACCUGGUCAGGUCGGCCACCAUCAAGAGUGGCGGAAUCUACCUUUAUGCCAACCAGAGGGGCUGUGAUGGAGACCGCGUCUACUAUGAUGGUUGUGCCAUGGUGGCCAUCAACGGAGACAUCGUGGCUCAGGGAGCACAGUUCUCUCUUAACGAUGUGGAAGUGAUUACAGCCACCCUUGACCUUGAGGAUGUGCGAAGCUACCGAGGGGAAAUUUGUCAGCCAAACAUGGAAACUGAACCCAAACCGUGCCACAGGGUCAAAGUUGACUUUUCUUUAUCCAGUGGUGACGAUAUGUACCUCCCUACCCACCAACCAAUACCAUUGCACUUCCAUUCCCCAGAGGAAGAGAUCAGUCUCGGGCCGGCCUGCUGGCUGUGGGACUACCUGAGGAGAAGUGGACAGGCUGGUUUCCUGUUGCCUCUGAGCGGGGGUGUGGACAGCUCCUCCACGGCCUGCAUUGUCCACUCGAUGUGCGUGCUGAUCUGCCGGGCCGUAGAGGACGGCAACAGCCAGGUACUGGAGGAUGUCCGCAGAGUUGUAGCGGAUGCCUCCUACCGCCCUGAGCACCCGAGGGAGCUGUGCGGUCACAUCUUCACCACUUGCUACAUGGCCAGCGAAAACUCCUCAGAGGACACAUGCAGCAGGGCCAAAGGCCUGGCCAAUCAGAUCGGCAGCACACACAUAAACAUAAACAUAGAUAUGGCAGUGAAAGGCAUUCUGGGUAUCUUCUCAGUGUGUACUGGCAAGUGGCCUCAGUUUUGUGUCAACGGAGGAAGCCACAGAGAGAACCUGGCUCUGCAGAACGUACAGGCCCGUGUCAGGAUGGUCCUGGCCUACCUGUUUGCCCAGCUGGGUCUGUGGGCCCGGGGGAAGCCAGGCGGAUUGCUGGUUCUGGGAUCAGCCAACGUAGACGAAAGUUUGACAGGCUACUUCACAAAGUACGACUGCUCGAGUGCUGACAUCAACCCCAUCGGAGGCAUCAGCAAGACGGACCUGAAGAGCUUCCUGGUCUACUGUGUCGAGCAGUUCCAGCUCACCGCUCUGAGAGGCAUCCUGUCGGCUCCGCCCACAGCUGAGCUGGAGCCGCUGAAGGACGGCCAGGUGUCACAAACCGAUGAGGCCGACAUGGGACUGACCUACUCCGAGUUGUCUGUGAUCGGGCGGCUAAGGAAGAUCUCCAAGUGCGGCCCCUUCAGUAUGUUCUGUAAACUCAUCCACACGUGGAGGGACGCGCUCUCACCCGCAGAGGUGGCCCAGAAGGUGAAGCACUUCUUCCGGAUGUACUCGAUGAACCGCCACAAAAUGACCACGGUGACGCCGUCCUACCACGCCGAGAGCUACAGCCCCGACGACAACCGCUUUGACCUCCGACCUUUCCUCUACAACACGCGCUGGGCCUGGCAGUUCAGGAGCAUCGACGAGCAGAUCCCACUGCUGAGGGUUCCUUUGCUGGUGGCUGCUGCUGGAGGGGCAUCCUGGCAGGGCGGAAUGAAGGAGGCCCCGCCUCAAGCAGGACCUUUACCUUAAGGAUAAUCACAAUUAAAUAUUUUUCAUAUUUACAGUAUGUGAUUAGUUUGCAUAUUUGUCAAAAUCAUGGUGGUAUGUUUGACUGGAAAUGUAUUUUAAAGCUACGGUCCUCCAAUUACCUUACAUUAUUUUUUUUUUAUGUAUAUCUAUAGCUUUAAGAAAUUAUAUUUAUAUUAUGAUUUAAAGUUCAUGCUUCAAUUGUUGAGGUGGUAAAAUCCUUUGUUGUCACAGAGGAAAAGGAUACAGAUUUUAAUAUGUAUUGUUCUCAUUGCUAUCCUGUAUUAAGAGAAUUUAGCGAUGCUUGUGGCUCAUUGACUGUACUGUAUUAUGUAAUGUGUAUUAUUCAUAAUACACAUUCUGCCCACACACUCACUGUAGGAAUGUCCUGGGAUGUUUCUUUUGGGGGGUUUAACAAAAUGACUAAACAAACCAAUGAUUCUACGAGGCUGGUUCAAACUUAAAAAUGAAAUUACUUUUACAGUAUGGUUUGUUUUAAGUUUAAUGACAAAAGGAAUUCCUUUACGUGGAGGAUGCAUUAAGGAAUGCAGUGGCAUAGAAGGAAAAAAAUAACGUUUAAUUAGUUGUGAUAGGGUUGAUUACGGUUUUAUAAUUUCAUGCUCGCUGUCAAAUUAGACAGUUUAUUUGAACACUUGUUAUGGGGACUGACUGUCUAGAUGGUAACCUGCAUUUUAUGAAAACUUGCAGCAAGUCUUGCUGCCCAUUGAGCAUCAUCAACCAUUCACAAUGUCUGGUUUCUGCUGUUUCUCAAGCGUGCG
Molecule: messenger RNA, 3076 nt
Organism: Pungitius pungitius (ninespine stickleback)
Lineage: Eukaryota; Metazoa; Chordata; Actinopteri; Perciformes; Gasterosteidae
Gene: nadsyn1
Product: NAD synthetase 1
Exons: 21
Coding region: 132-2300 (722 amino acids)
Biological process (GO): NAD+ biosynthetic process
Cellular component (GO): cytoplasm
Molecular function (GO): ATP binding; NAD+ synthase (glutamine-hydrolyzing) activity; glutaminase activity
Source: RefSeq, a predicted model, not a curated record